Molecule: messenger RNA, 1194 nt
Organism: Fusarium vanettenii 77-13-4
Lineage: Eukaryota; Fungi; Ascomycota; Sordariomycetes; Hypocreales; Nectriaceae
Exons: 4
Coding region: 1-1194 (397 amino acids)
Biological process (GO): regulation of transcription by RNA polymerase II; positive regulation of DNA-templated transcription, elongation
Cellular component (GO): cyclin/CDK positive transcription elongation factor complex; nucleus
Molecular function (GO): cyclin-dependent protein serine/threonine kinase activator activity
Source: RefSeq, a predicted model, not a curated record
AUGGCCCCCUCAAACAACGAACGAGCCGCCACGGCGACAAAUGGCGACGCGAUGGCCAAGAUUGGACCUCACCCAGGCUUCAUCUCGAGCUCCAACCAAUACACAACAGAACUCAAGCUCCGACGAAUGCUCAAGGACAACGGCUGCGACCCGGCAAGGCAGGAUAAUUACCGACUGCAGGGCGUGCAGCUGAUUGACAAUGUCAGAGAGUACUUGCAGCUGCCUGUUCGAACGUUUGAUACCGCAUGCACGUAUUUCCACAAGUUCCGACUAAACUUUCGCGACGCCGAGUACAACUACCAGGACGCAGCGCUGGCCGCUUUGUUUGUAGCGUGCAAGGUGGAGGAUACCAUUAAAAAGUCCAAGGAAAUUCUUGCCGCUGCGUAUAAUGUCAAGAAUCCGGAGAAACCUGCAGCUUCCGAUGACAAGAUCUUUGACUCUCCGGGAAAAAUCAUCAUCUGCCUCGAACGCUUGAUCCUCGAAACCAUCGGCUUCGAUUUUCGUACACGAUACCCUCAGAAGCUCCUCGUCAAGGUUGUACGGGAAAUAUUGGGCAAGGAGGGCAAGUCAUUCUUCGAGACUGCAUACGCCAUGUGUAUCGACAUGUACAAGACGUUUGUGCCCAUCAAGCGCACAACCUUUUCCAUGGUCAUGGCUGUCGCGGAGCUCACGGCUCUGAUGACAGAACAGCAUGUUGAAAAGGUGCAAGAGUACGGGGCCAAGAAACCCCAAUAUCACCGAGGUGCCGUCAUGGAGACGAUGCUCGACAUCCUCGAUCUCUACGUACAGCACCAAAAGUCGACCAAGCUUGGACCGCAGUUUGACCAGAACAAGAUCAUCGAUAUCAAGAUCCGGCUUAACAACGAUCUUGACAAGGCAUUCGAGCCGCGGCAUCUGUUCUUCUGCACCCGCUGCGAGGCCGAAGAUCCUCAACCCCAGACACCAGCCUCGGCCACAUCCCCAGCGACUUCUAACUCUUGGCCUGGAGAUGCUUCUGGACGUAGGACUGCAAGGGGUCAGGAUGGAACUAUGAGAUUUGUGUUCGACCCUGAAAGUGCCAAGCAGGAGCAAGAGACUACAGGGGAGUACUUCCGAGAGGAGUAUGAGGAGUAUGAAGUCGAGGUUGAGGAGCCGGUACCUCCGCCACCUCACCAUGAAGGCGGACGUGGAGGAGGAAGGGGGAGACAUUAUUGA